Homarus americanus (American lobster) is the source of this 837-nucleotide messenger RNA. RefSeq names its product pro-resilin-like. The record is from RefSeq and is a predicted model, not a curated record. Gene Ontology annotation, cellular component: extracellular matrix. Bases 33 to 440 code for a protein of 135 amino acids. NCBI's taxonomy places the organism in Eukaryota, Metazoa, Arthropoda, Malacostraca, Decapoda, Nephropidae. The transcript has 3 exons.
ACUUCAGCUUCCCCUCCCAUUACGACACAACCAUGAAGGCGAUGACUCUGAUGCUUUCCCUGGCGGCGGUGGUGGCGACGUGGGCAAGUCCUCAGGGCUACGGCACCCCAGGGUCCAGUGGUGUGAGCGGCGGCGGUGGUGGUGGUGAUGUCUUCGCACCCGCCCAGUACAACUUCCAGUGGGACGUCAACGACUCUCCCUCAAACAACUUCUACGGGCACCAGGAGCAGAGGGAUGGGGACAACACCCAGGGCAGUUAUUACGUGCAGCUGCCUGACACCCGGACGCUGAGGGUGGAUUACACAGCAGACCAGACCGGCUACCACCCUAUCUUGAUCUUUGAAGGCGAGGCACAGUUUCCCAGCGGGCCAUCUAGUUCAGGGGCUGCAGGUCCCUCUGGCGGCACCCCUUCAAAAUCCUACGGCCAGCCAGGAAAAUAACACUCUAGUCAAAUCCCCUCCAAGUUUUACCUCCCUGCAGUCAAGAUCUAUCACUCUGAGACACAAAUUUCUGAUACUUACGGUAAAACAUGAAGACAGAUUCAACUUACUUCAUCUUGAUUAUUUGGUUUAUGUCUUCUUUUGUAUUUCCGUUUAUUCACAGAGAAGUGCCUGUGAAAGUAUGCCUUCCUAACCUCGGGUAGUUCCUUGCUGAUACAUCUAAACCCUGGCAUUGUGGAUUUGGGUUUGAAUAUUUUUGUCCGCGGCAGUAUAUGGCUCAGGUGUGGGCUACACGUCUUUACAAAGUUAACCUUUUAUGUUGUUAUUUGUAUUGUUGUUACUUUUGAUUUACUGAACUGUGAUCAAAAACCGAAUUAAUAAAAAUUUUAGAAAUGAA